GAUGCUGUCUCAGACAAUACUCUUGAAGAGCGGAAAGAUAUUGGUGAUAUUUUUAUUACAAAAUAUUUACAAAGUGUUUGAUGUGAUAUAAAUGUGGGACUUAGCCUCAGUUAGCGCCCUCAACCCCAAUGACUCGGCUUACGACAUGCCGCAAUCCCCCUCACCUCGUCUUCGCCAUUACAGGACAAUGACCGCAAUAUGUUUCGUUUGCAAUCUACCGAUACUGUCUCACCAAGUGGGACUGGUGUGGGCGGGAGGCAACGGCUGGGACGAGCUGACGCGCUCAACCCUCGAGGAGAACACCUUGCGGCAGAGGCUUGGCAGCAGGAGGGACUCGGCUGCGCAGGUCUCUUGCCUGUCGCCGCCAGAGCCCGACGUUUCAGACCAGCCGCGUGGUGGACCUCGUCGCCGCCGAUCAUCACUGGCUCAGCUGACAGAUAUUCUUCGCGAGUGGGGCGGAGGUGGCAGCGCGCCACGACGCCAGCGAGCCCCGCUCUCCCGACGAGAGACCUUAGCAGAUCUCGCCCGAUCCUUGCCCUGGGCGCGACACGAGCCGCCACCCCGACGCAGGCGCGACUCCUCUGCAGACUCUGGAAUAAAAUCCAUGGCCUCAAAGCGCAGAGAUUCCAAAGCUGCUCCCCAAGAUUUCCGCGCAGAGUUCCCAAACUACUGGGACCGUAAAGACUCCACCACAAUCAUGCCUUCCCGAGAACGACGCAUAAAGAGGCGUGGCUCCGGUGAUGAUAAUAAAGAGCGACGCGACUCAGUUGAUGGUGGUCAUCGUCAUCGACGUGAUUCCGUAGCUCAGCCGCCGCGAAUAGUAGCGACGCACAGAAAACGACGAGCUUCACCACCUACACCAGCUCCCCCUUCAUUCGUAGAUGCCUCGUCUGAUCCUGGGCCGUCUACUCAGCCACCGUGUGUAACCGUAGUAGCUAUUCACGAACCGAGUCGUUCGGAUGGAGAGUGUCAACCUACCAUGACUAUGCCGACUAUAAUAACAUCCGCAGUCACUCCAUCUCCUACGUCACCCACAAUACCUAGUGCGACACAGACUUCACAGUCUACUCAAGCUACACAAGCUACUACGACUACCACGCAAGUUCAAGUUACACCUAGUGGUCGGACACCGCCAAGUCUCGGAGGACGACGUGAUUCCACAACUCAAUGUGGACGCGCGAGACGAGAUUCGCGAGCAGCCGCUAGUCCGGAACGGAGGCUGGGAAGGUUACAACGUCAAGCUACAGCAUUUGAUGAUCCAAAUGGGCCACCUGGCCCGCGUCGUCGUGAUUCAGGGCCAUCAUUGGGGCCCGAUGAUGAAGGAAGAGCUAGAAGAGAUUCUUUAAGCCCGGAUUCUGCCGCUCGCCCGAGACGCGACCGCUCGCAAUUGAGCCCUGAUAGAGCUGGAGGUGGUGAAUUGAGUCCUUCAGCAGCUCGUCGUCGCGGUCGCUUGAGACGCCAAGCAUCAUGUGCCAGGGUAGGUCGAGCACGUAGCCCGGAGUCUAGUUCAUGUUCGAGCCGCGACCCUAGCCCGUGUGCGCGACCUCCAGAGAGGACAAUAAUCCGGCGACAAUCUACUACAGAAGAAAUAUUAAUAGCACGAGGUUUCCGCCGGCAGUCUACUACGGAGGAAAUGAUCCGCUGCCGCAAUUUCAGACGACAGAGCUCGCAAAGCGACGACGCUUGCAUGCGCGCUCGGGGAAGGCGCGAUUCUUCAACGCAGAUUUUGGACGGCACCAUUGGUACAAUGACAGUAGAGACAACAAGUACAUUUUUCGACUCCAGCACUCAAACUGAGCCAUCCCCACUGUACGACAACAACCACUACCAUGAGGAAUGUCUUCGCUGCAACUCCUGCGGGCUGAACCUCACGGGGCCGAAUCAGAAACGCGCACGCCGCUUCAAGAAUCAGAUCCUGUGCGACCUGCAUUUCGCGGACGUCGCGCUCAUGGAGUGCAGUGACUUCAUGCAGCAGCUGCGCAGUUUCAAACCCCAGUCGCUGGGCUGCGCCGUGGCCCGGCGCAAGUCCUCCACCACUUUGAUAUUCCCGCUCCCGCCUCAGGCUUGCUCAGAUGAGUUCUGCGAGGAGUACCCCCACAACCUGAUCCCGACUCCAGGCUACUGGAUCGAGUGCUCGCGCCAGAAGAUCACCACCGACACCAUCUGGGAUGAGUCGGAGUCGGAGCACGACAGCGGGCCAGACAGGGAAGACAAUGACCGUCAUCGCAGAUCAGGAUCUCUGGACGAAGCAGCUGAAGACAGCAGCGACAACGGCGGCAGCACGCCCAAGAAGAAGACCGCGAUAGAAGAGCAAUGGGAGCGCUCGGGCGGCUUCGAGCUCACCUCCGUGGAGCAAGAGACAUACGAAAAGUACUUCUACGGCACAGAACAUUGGAAUUACUUUACCAACGACGAGGAUCUCGGGCCUGUGAUCCUGUCCAUCAAACAAGAAACGCUCAAUGCUAGAGAUCAAUUCAGGAUCCUCGUCCGCGCGAUAAGCUACACGGUCCACGGUUUGAUUCCCGCGUCGUGCGUGUUCGCCGACCGGUACAACCGGGAGGAGGUGGUGCGCUCCCUGGGCAAGGAGGUCAACAUCAACCCGCCUCUGAUGCUGGGCCAGCUGCCUGACACGCCUGAGGAGCUGCUUAAGUUAGACCAGGUGUUCAUAAAAUCGGAGUUGAAGGUGGGCGUGAUCUACGUAAAGGAGAACCAGUACACGGAGGAAGAGAUUCUGGACAAUAAUGAAAAUUCGCCGAUGUUUGACGAGUUCCUUCAGGUCUUAGGGGAGAAGGUCCGGCUUAAAGGCUUCGACAAGUACAAAGGCGGCUUGGACACCGUCCACGACCUGACCGGCUUGUACUCGGUCUACACCAACUGGCGCGGCAUCGAGAUCAUGUUCCACGUGUCCACCCUCCUGCCGUACGAGAGGCACGACCCUCAGAAGCUGCAGAGGAAACGGCACAUAGGCAACGAUAUCGUAUGCGUUGUGUUCUUGGAGGCGGACAACACGGCGUUCUCGCCUGCGUGCAUCAAGAGUCACUUUUUGCACACCUUUAUAUUAGUACGAGUAUCAGCGAAGAUCAAAAGGAGGCCGACCAGGUAUGAGGUGUCGGUAGUGACAAGGGACGAAGUCGGCGCCUACAAGCCGUACCUUUGGGAACAGAGUGUGUUUGACAAAGGCCCCAUGUUCAGAGAAUGGCUCCUCACAAAAAUUGUGAAUGGCGAAAGAGCGUCAUAUUCGGCGCCAAAAUUCGCAAGAAUGCAAGAAAGAACGCGAAGCCAGAUGCUUGAAGACAUCGUGGCUAACUUGCAGAACCAUGCCGAAACUGGGCAGAUACCCAAACCUUACAGGAGAGGUUCCUGGCGUCCAAUAGGCCACAUGCGGCCGUCUUCGCCUCUCCUCGACUCAGUCCGGGACCAGUUCGAAGACUACGAUCAACUUGCGAAAGACUUUACCCGCGUGUUCUUAAACAAUGAACUGAAUAUAGCCCAAAACGCGCAGUUAUUUGAUGUCGUUUUUCUCGUUGGGCAAUCCAAGCAGAAGACUAAGUUUAUUGGCGUCAGAGCAAUAUUAGGAGUUAGAAGCAGGGUCUUCCAAGAGAUGCUGUAUGGCAUCCAAACUGGAUUUGGGUCCCCUCAAGUGCCAGUAGCAGAGUUGCUAGCAAGACCUGCACCAACGUUAUUAUCACCCACUCCAGCACGACAGAAGAGCAGUAAUUUCCUUCAAGUUCCAGACAUAGAAUCUCCAAGGCCAAAAAGCGUCCCAAGCUCCCCGAUGGUAAAGCGCGCGUUCUCACGCCUCGGCACCAUCACAGCAGGCUGGGGGCGCUCCAUCCGCAAGCAGCACUCGCAGCUCAACGCCGAGGACAAGAAGAAGUGGGCCAGCUCACAGGACUGUUCGAAUAAAGAGGGCAAAGAUAAAGAAAAAGACAAGAACGCGGCACUUGCAGUACCAAGACUGUCGGUAUGCGCAGACGCGCAAAAAGUGGACCGCGCCAAACUAGCGCAGACCGAGUUCUCCAUCAUCGAGUUCGACCCUGAAACGUUCCGCAUCCUCCUGGACUACCUGCACACGGGCAGCUGCCCGCUGACCUGUGCCUCCAUCCCGGGGCUGAUAUGCGCCGCGGAGCACUACGACCUGCCCGAGUUACUGCAAGCCUGCUUCCACCACGCCAAGCAGUUUCUUAGGAUAGAAGUUGUGUGCACCAUGCUCAUAUCUUUAGAAAACUACUACUGGCGAUACACGUCAGCAUCGGAACUGGUGAAUAUGAUCCUGGCCUUCAUCGAGCAGCGAGCGUACGCGCUAUUCCAGACGCCAGAGUUCCUCAACCUCUCGGAGUCCAUGGUUCAGAUGAUCAUGUGCCGAAACCUGGAAGUUCCCGAGGUGAGGAAGUUCGAAGCCAUGCUCAGCUGGGCCCGGAACAAAAUCAAAGCCAAAUCCGCUAAUAAGACUGAUGCCAAAAAUGAAUUUAAAUGCAUUAUGGAGAGGUUAGCCAGAGACCUCAAACUGUAUAGGAUCUCACCGCAGGAAUUGAUCAAAGUUGUCCUCCCGUCGAAGGCGAUCAAGAACGAGCGCAUCUUAGAGACGUUGAUGUACCAAGCGAACUCAGGAAUGUACAGGAUCCAGGACAGCUACCUGGAGGCCUGCCAGCAACGCUUACAGAAACAAGACUCGAGGUUCUCAGAAUUCGAAAGUUUUGACUACGGUAUUUAAACGAGGAGCUGUGAGGAAUAUCAGUGUAUUAGAUAGAUUAUGAAGAGUGUUUGGACUGGGUCCUUCUUAAAUUGUGGUAUGUUGACGCCUUCUAAAAGUAUUAUUGUUAUAGAUGUACUAAGUAGAGGUGCGAGAAAUAUUUGUACACUUCUCGGAUACCUAUUCCUUGUUGUUGUUCAUUGAUACCUAUAUUUUUUACAUCUAGCUAGAUGUGUUCAGUAUAAUCGUCUCUAUUUUUGGUACCAAAGAGUUGCGAAAUCAUACUUAGUUUGGCAACAGUUAGUUUUACACCAGGUACAAAAAUGCCCCCUUCUGUGAUCCAUCAGUGAUAAUGUAAUCUCAAAUUUAUUUUGUUAAAUUGACAAUCGGAAUAAAUGUAUUUUUAAUUCAGAGUUUCCAAUCACUGUAGUGCGUGUAUGUAAUUAAAUGUUCACUCACUAAACACUGUAAGGAUUUCUUAUUUGUUGUACUUCCCAAAAGAAAUGAAUAAAUGUUGUAAAGAUUAAAAAUCACCCUGAACUU
Messenger RNA from Ostrinia nubilalis (European corn borer), 5236 nucleotides. RefSeq lists its product as uncharacterized. The coding region runs from base 92 to 4714 and encodes 1540 amino acids. The transcript is spliced from 19 exons. The record is from RefSeq and is a predicted model, not a curated record. Gene Ontology annotation, molecular function: protein binding; GTPase activator activity. Gene Ontology annotation, cellular component: cytoplasm. Gene Ontology annotation, biological process: regulation of small GTPase mediated signal transduction; activation of GTPase activity. Lineage: Eukaryota; Metazoa; Arthropoda; Insecta; Lepidoptera; Crambidae.